AUGGAGACUGAAGUAGCCAUGUCCAGAGUUAUCACCUCUCGAGCCGAAGUUACGCAACAAUUGCUCGCUAGAAAAGUUGUAAUGGGAUUGAAGUGGGUGGAUGUGGCGAAGGCAUUGGGAAGAUCAAAGGAAUGGACAACGGCCGCUUGUUUGGGUAAGAAAAGUAGCCAUUCGAGGACAUCGUACUUGGGCUACGUUACUAGGGACGUGCUUCAAUUGCGGUGCUCAGAUUUUGAUGAAACUUGGCGCAAAUUUAAAGACAAGUUUCUAGAUUUUUAAAUCGCGUAGAUUAAAUAAAAAUACUCUCUUGUCUCCAAAGACCAUGAAAUGGCUCAGCUAUGAAUGCAAAGUACGAGCUAAAAUAUUAAGAAAUGGAUGAUAUCACCUAUAGAAGAAUCUGAGUGUCUUAAAUCAUUUUUUCCGCUUUCCCAAUAAUUAUUACCCCGCCCAACUUUCAGGCCAAAUGCAGCUGACCUCCGAUGAAGCCAAGGCGGUUGUUUCUUUAUUUGAUUUGGGCGCUGAAUGUCUUCCCUGGCUUCAGACCGUCCCGUACAAGGGCCAGCCGGGCAUUCCAAGUGAUCCCGCCUUGUACCGUCUCUACGAAGCGUUGGGAGUCUUUGGUCCCGCAAUGAAAGAACUGAUUCAUGAAGAGUUUGGAGAUGGCAUCAUGAGUGCAAUCGACUUUAGUUUCACUGUAGAUCGAGUGGAAGAUCCCAAUGGAGAUCGGGUGAAAAUCGUUUGGAACGGAAAGUUCUUGCCUUAUAAGCGAUUUUAG
Bursaphelenchus xylophilus (pine wood nematode) is the source of this 775-nucleotide messenger RNA. NCBI's taxonomy places the organism in Eukaryota, Metazoa, Nematoda, Chromadorea, Rhabditida, Aphelenchoididae. The record is from the annotation of a GenBank genome assembly.